AUGAGUGUAUCCCGUUCUAAUGGAGUAAGCUCAAAUAUACCUGAAUCGUCGGACGAUUCGGAGGUUGCCGCGCUGGGAGUUCAGCCUGAGCAGAGCAAUGCACAACGUGUGGCUUCGAUACCCGCUCGACCCCCCGCACCCGCUAGACCCACACCGCCACAGAGAGCUCAAAACAAUGCCACGCCUAAUAGUGAUGUGGUUACGACAGGCAUGCAAGCUACACAGCCACUGCCGCCUGGGUGGGAGAUGCGCGUAUCAGGCAGCGGACAACCGUACUUUGUCAAUCAUCUGGAGAGACGAACACAGUGGGUGGAUCCCAGGUCAGAAAUGGCCCAAAUGCCUCUGCCCCGGGGCUGGGCCCAGGGUGUCACCAAUGAGGGCAGAGUGUACUUCAUCGACCACAACACGCGCACCACAACCUUCGAAGAUCCACGAACCAAUCGUGUGUACCAGAAAGAGUACGAGAGUUCCAUCCCUGAAUACCAACGCAAUUUCAAGUCGAAAUUGGGCAAAUUCCGCCAAUACCAAGUGGUGACGCCGCGGGUGGAGUGUCCCAUACAGGUCUCUCGCGACAACCUGUUUGAGGACAGUUUCAAUCAGAUCAUGCAUACCCCUCCCAAGCUCUUCAAAGGACGGCUUAUUGUGAACUUUAAGGAUGAGAAGGGCCUGGACUAUGGCGGUUUGCAGAAAGAAUGGUUUUUCUUACUCUCCAAUGAGAUGGUGAACCCAAAUUACUGUCUGUUCGAGUACGCCAACGAUGACCACACCACCAUUGCAAUCAAUUCAGAGUCUGGUAUCAAUCCCGAGCAUUUGGAUUAUUUCCGCUUUAUCGGCCGAGUGAUUGGUUUGGCUAUCUUCCACGGACGGUUCAUCGACAUUGGUUUUACGCUGCCGUUGUACAAACAAAUGCUCAACAAACCACUGACGAUGAAUGAUUUGGAGCAGAGCGAUCCCGAAUUCCACAAGAAUUUACAAUGGAUGCUAGAUAACGAGAUCAAGGAUGUGCUGGACUUGACCUUUUCCGUCGACUACCAAAGGUUUGGACAGCUGGUGUCUCACGAUUUGAAGGAGAAUGGCUCGGAAAUCGAAGUCACGGACGACAACAAGGCUGAAUACGUGCAGCUCGUCGUCAAGUGGCGGUUAACGCGCGGUAUCUCGGAACAGUGGGAGGCUCUGAAAUCAGGAAUCAGCGACGUCAUCAACAUAGACCAACUGUGUAUAUUCGAUGAGAAGGAGCUAGAGGUGCUCAUCUGUGGGGUGAAUGAGAUAGACGUGUCUGAUUGGGAGGAUAAUACCAUAUAUAAGAACUACUCUCCGGACUCGCAACCUAUCAAGUGGCUGUGGGAGAUACUUCAAGAAUGGGACAACGAAAAGCGGGUGCGCUUCCUGCAGUUUGUGACGGGCACCUGCCGCGUGCCGCUGGGAGGGUUCAGGGAUUUGCAAGGGAGCACGGGAAUACAGUUGUUCUGUGUAGAACGCAUUGGCACGCCGGAGUGGCUGCCACGAAGUCAUACGUGCUUCAAUCGACUGGACUUGCCACCGUACGAGAGCAAAGAACAAAUGUCAAUGAAGUUAGCACUGGCUGUGGAGGAGACGGAGGGCUUUGCGAAUGAGUAAAUGAGUAAUGGAGUAAAUACGUGGAUUAGAUCUGUGGAAUGGAG
This is a messenger RNA of Sphaeroforma arctica JP610, 1661 nucleotides long. RefSeq lists its product as hypothetical. The record is from RefSeq and is a predicted model, not a curated record. The coding region runs from base 1 to 1617 and encodes 538 amino acids. The transcript has 12 exons. NCBI's taxonomy places the organism in Eukaryota, Ichthyosporea, Ichthyophonida. Gene Ontology annotation, molecular function: ubiquitin-protein transferase activity; protein binding.